This is a messenger RNA of Dromaius novaehollandiae (emu), 1209 nucleotides long. RefSeq names its product nitric oxide synthase interacting protein (gene NOSIP). The transcript has 9 exons. Gene Ontology annotation, cellular component: nucleus. The record is from RefSeq and is a predicted model, not a curated record. Gene Ontology annotation, molecular function: ubiquitin protein ligase activity. Bases 177 to 1034 code for a protein of 285 amino acids. Lineage: Eukaryota; Metazoa; Chordata; Aves; Casuariiformes; Dromaiidae.
GGCGCCGCCCGGAAACGCGCCGCCACUUCCGGCCGCGCCACUUCCGGCUUCCGGCGCGGCGGGGCAGCAGGGCCGGGGCGGGCAGCGGGGUGCAACCGGCAAAGCCGUCCGUGCCCCUCCCCCACCUCGGACGCCUGGGCCCUCUCGGGAGCGGGCAGCCUCGUGCGGCAGCGGCCAUGACGCGCCACGGCAAGAACUGCACGGCGGGGGCCGUGUACACCUACCACGAGAAGCGCAAGGACACGGCCGCCUCGGGCUACGGCACGCAGACGCUGCGCCUGGGCCGCGACGCCGUCAAGGACUUCGACUGCUGCUGCCUCUCGCUGCAGCCCUGCCGCGACCCCGUGGUCACCCCCGACGGGUUCCUGUACGAGCGCGAGGCCAUUCUGGAGUACAUCGUGCGCCAGAAGCGCGACAUCGCCCGCCGCACCAAGGCCUACGAGCGGCAGCGGGCGCAGCGGCGUCGCGAGCGGGAGCAGCGGGGCCGGGCCGGGGCCGACGCCGCCGUCCGGGGCUUCCUGGAGACCGAGGGCGCCAUCGUCAGCCGCUCGCUGCCCCAUGGCGCCGGGCCCUCGGCGCCCCCCAGCGCGGAGCCCCAGGCGCUGCCCAGCUUCUGGAUCCCCUCGCUGACCCCCGAGGCCGACGCCGGGCGGCUGCCCAAGCCGGACCCCGUGGUGCGCUGCCCCAUGAGCGGGCGCCCGCUGCGCCGCCGCGACCUGGUGCCGGUGCGGUUCUGCGCGGCGGAGCCCGGCCUGGGCCGCGUGGCCCUGCUCGCCCGCCGCGACCGCUACGUCUGCGCCGUCACCCGCGACCUGCUGGGCAACGCCGUGCCCUGCGCCGUGCUGCGCCCCUCGGGGGCGGUGGUGACGCUGGCCUGCGUCGAGCGCCUCAUCCGCAAGGACAUGCGGGACCCGCUGAGCGGCGAGGCCCUGACCGAGGCGGACAUCAUCGUCCUGCAGCGGGGCGGCACCGGCUUUGCCGGCUCCGGGAUCUGCCUGGAGGCCAAGAAGUCCCGGCCCGUGAUGCAGGCCUAGAGCGGGGGGGUCCCAACCCCCCCCCCCGGGGGCCCCCAAUCCCCCCCGGGCCCCCCGUGACCCUCCUGAGCACCCCACGACCCUCCUGAGCACCCCAAGACCUGCAUGGAAGAUUCCCAGAACCCCCCCAGAUCCUCUCCCCCCCCCCCCCCAAAUAAAUGUAUUUUUCCCUGGA